UCAAAAUAAACCUUGUUUUCUCUCUUGGAAUUAGCUAGCCAAUAUAGCCUUAUCCAAAAAAGAAAAUUACCCAAAUACCAAAAACCAUGAAGGUGAGAAUAGAGAGUACAAGAACUGUUAAGCCAAUUUAUGAAGGGAAUUGUCCUCCCCCUACCUCACACUGUAUCCCUCUGAGUGUGUUUGAUAAGGUCACCUACAACACCCACAUAGCAGUCAUUUAUGCCUAUCGUCCACCAACACCAAUGAAUGCAACCAUUGAGCUUGGCCUCCAGAGGGCCUUAUCAGAAUACAGGGAAUGGGCUGGAAGAUUAGGGGAAGAUGAGAAAGGUGAUCCUGUCAUUUUUCUCAAUGACAAAGGGGUGAAACUAGUUGAAGCUUCUGUGGAUUGCAAGCUUGAUCAACUCAUGCCCUUGAAGCCAUCUCCUGUUUUGCUUAGCCUUCAUCCUAGCUUGAAGGACGUGGAAGAGCUCGUGCAAGUUCAGCUCACAAGGUUCAGUUGUGGCUCAUUAGUAGUUGGCUUCACAGCCCAUCACUUGGUAGCUGAUGGGCAUUCCACCAGCAAUUUCUUGGUUUCAUGGGGGAAAGCUAGUCGUGGACUUGACAUGAACCCACUUCCUCUUUGUGAUCGAACCAUUUUCAGCCCUCGAAAACCUCCUCAUUUCGAUUUUGAACACAGAGGAGUUGAGUUUAAAAGCAAGAAGCUUGUCAAAGAUUUUCCAAAUAUAUAUAUUGAUAACUUUGUGGAUGACAUUAUAGUCCAUAAAGUCCAUUUCACAUUGGAAUUUCUCUCCAAGCUCAAGGCUAGAGCCUCUCCACCAUCAAAUAAUCUGCAGAACAAGACUUAUAGCACUUUCGAGAGCUUGGUUGCUCAUCUAUGGAGAGCCAUAACAAAGGCUCGAGGGCUCGGUGGGUUCGAAAAAACACAUGUGAGAAUCUCAGUGAAUGGACGCAUGCGAAUGAAUCCAAGAGUUCCCAAUGAAUACUUUGGGAACUUGGUGCUAUGGGCAUUCCCAAGUGCGAGGGUUAAAGACCUACUACGAGAGCCAUUACCUUAUGCGGCCAAGCUCAUUCAUGAAGCUAUUGCAAAGGUAAAUAACAGCUACUUCAAAUCAUUCAUCGACUUCGCUACCCACAAGGCAGGGAAGGAAGAAGACCUGGUGCCCACGGCGGAGAUGAGCAAGUCGGUGUUGUGCCCUAAUUUGGAGGUUGAUAGUUGGCUAAGGUUUCCAUUUUAUGAUCUGGAUUUUGGAGGAGGAAGUCCUUAUAUAUUUAUGCCAUCUUAUUUUCCAACAGAAGGAAUGAUGUUUCUUCUACCUUCGUUCAUUGGGGAUGGAAGUAUAGACGCCUUCAUACCUCUUUUCCAGGACAAUUUGGCCACCUUCAAAGAAAUUAUCUAUUCAUUGGACUGAUCAACUAAUUAUUACUACAAUAAUUUAUUUUUUCCUUUUGGCUAUUUUUUUCUUUUUCCAUCGUUAUAAUUAAGAAGUUCUUGUUAAAUAUAUAGUUGUUGUCAUGUAUUUUUCUUGAAGGUGGACCAUCUACCUGCUUGUAAUAACAACUGCUCAUAAGAGAUAUCAUUAAUUAUAAUUGCAUGAAAACUUUA
This is a messenger RNA of Hevea brasiliensis (rubber tree), 1603 nucleotides long. Its product is annotated as agmatine coumaroyltransferase-2-like. The transcript has a single exon. The record is from RefSeq and is a predicted model, not a curated record. Gene Ontology annotation, molecular function: acyltransferase activity, transferring groups other than amino-acyl groups. NCBI's taxonomy places the organism in Eukaryota, Viridiplantae, Streptophyta, Magnoliopsida, Malpighiales, Euphorbiaceae. Bases 87 to 1409 code for a protein of 440 amino acids.